This is a messenger RNA of Fusarium keratoplasticum, 1413 nucleotides long. RefSeq lists its product as uncharacterized. The record is from RefSeq and is a predicted model, not a curated record. Bases 1 to 1413 code for a protein of 470 amino acids. Lineage: Eukaryota; Fungi; Ascomycota; Sordariomycetes; Hypocreales; Nectriaceae. The transcript has 3 exons.
AUGAACACCUCUGAGAAACGCCGUCCUGGGCCCGGCAACUCCUCCGCCCACACCCUGCGAACCGGCGUAUCGAAUCCCAACCGAAACAGCAUGCCCGCCCUCCCCCCACGAGCCGCCAUGGCAGCAAACACCGUCUCGAGCCCUGAAGAGACCAUCGAGGGCGGUGCGCCGCUGACGGAACGCAAAGAGAAGGAUGCCACUGCUACGAGGAGCGGUAGUAUCAAGGACAAAGACCGCGAGAAAGAGCGCAAGGAGCGAAGGGAGAAGCGGGAGAAGAAAGAAAGAGAGCGUGAGCUCGAGGCCGCCAUCAAGGAAAAGGACGAAAAGAUUGCAUACUUGGAAAAUGAAAUGGGCAUAAUGGAGCGCGAGUUCCACCGCGAGCUGGAUAAGCUCAGCCAGAACGAGAGCGAGACGGCCACCUUCUGGCAGGCCAAGCACAGUGCGCUCAACCAACAGUUCCUGCGGACCGACACGGAGCUGCGGCUGCUGCGCGCCGAGGUCGAGGUGAGGGAGGGCGAGCGGGAAGAGCUCCGCGAGGGGUGGGAGGUUCUGCGCCGGGAGCUCAAGGAGCGGGAUAAUGAGAUUCGGGGGUUGAGGGGACAAGUGAGAGGGUUGAAGGAGUGGGUGAGCAACAGCACACGGACAGAUGGACAAACGUGCGAUGAGGUUUUUGGGGAUGGGAUGGCGAGGUUGGGGAAUGGCCUGCAGAAUUGGGUCAUUGUUAACUUUCGCAAGGCCAAGAUAAAGCUGGACGAGCUGGACGAGGCGACGCUGGCCGAGAUUAACGACCUCGUGCCCAUGUACGAAGAUCUGGCAUCAACAGCCAAGGUGCACCUCUUGCAGUCCAUCGUAUCGAGGAUCUUGGUCGAGAUGGUGUUUGACGCUUACUUUGUUGGUCUCUCGAGUGAACAGACUCAGCAGUUUCGACAGAUGGAGAAGAUGCUAUACUCAUACGCAUCUUCCGAUGAAGCUAUUAACCAAUGGCGCUCAUCAACUCUUGCCUUGCUUCGUCGAGAUUCGACAGCUCUUGACGAGUCGAUUUCAUCACUUACUGAAGCUGUACUCGCCCGAAUCACACGCCUUCUAGAUGCUCUAUGUGGCACAUCGCCAUCUGAAGCGCGUGAUAGCGGACUUCGUGUCCUUGUAAACAACUCUAUUGAGCUCGCACGCCUACUCGUGGUCCAAAAAGCGGUACUUCGCGUGCAUAUGCCGGCGGUACUACCUCACCAACGGGUCAUGUUUGAACCCGAGACGAUGGAGGACCUAGGCGGCGAGGAUGAAGAGGCAUUGACAGAGAGAGAGAUUUGCUGCGUUGCAUUCCCCGGCGUGAUCAAGCACGGCGACGAGAAUGGCGGACACCUACAGUUCCGGAAUAUCAUUGUCAAGGCGAGGGUGCUGUGUAGCCCUGAGUAG